Messenger RNA from Epinephelus moara (kelp grouper), 7131 nucleotides. RefSeq lists its product as uncharacterized. The transcript is spliced from 2 exons. The record is from RefSeq and is a predicted model, not a curated record. NCBI's taxonomy places the organism in Eukaryota, Metazoa, Chordata, Actinopteri, Perciformes, Serranidae. Bases 4429 to 5901 code for a protein of 490 amino acids.
ACGGAGGAAGAGGUGAGUUCAUAUUCUGACAAAGCUGUUCUCAUCCGUGUUGGUUGAAAAGUUAAGAUUCCAUCCACUGAUGAAGACUGAGUGAUACAUUUGGAAGCUCUGAAAAAGUUAGGAUUGUUUUGUCAAACGACUCCUGAGGUCAAGGUGUUUGACCUUUAAGCCGACGCAGACGAGAAGUCAAUAUUUUAAUAUUAAUCAAAUAGAACUUUUGAGCUCCUUAGCUUUCACUUUUAGUCGGGAUAGAUUUCGUUUAACUACUGGUUCUACUACUAUAUCAAGCACAAUUCAGACCAAAGAUUUGCAGUGAGACGAAACAGUUUUAGAACGUUGCAGAGAGAAGUUGCAGUGGUGUGAACUGGCCGGUCUGAGCUUGACUCAAGCCGGCUGAUGGUGUCAUGUGAAACUCUGAGGCUAAAAUCGCCGGCAGCUGGUUUUCAGCAGCCAAUCAGCUUGUAGUGAAGUCCGCUGCUCAAGUCAAAAUGACCGCAGACAACGCGUUCGCUUGCUGCGGCAGGUGCUUCAUCCCCGCCGAGCCCUCUGUUUCCGUCCUCAGGGUGUGCCGGUGUCGGAUGGUGGGUCGCUGCUGCUGCUUGCUGUAUGUGCUCAUGCCCUGGCCACAUACAUUAUCACUGACUGAUUAAUUGGUGCUGGUUAUUAAUAUUAUUGUGGCGUAUUGAUUACGAAAACAGUCUAUCUGAUGCUGGUUUUGUUUCUGCAACCGUAGCCGGUAUCUCACUAUAACUAUCCUUAUUCAUAUUUUAAGAAGCUACAAAUUAUAUUCAGUUACAAAAUAAGCCUGAAAAGCUGCAAACCAGAGCAGAAAUACAGAGAUUGUUGCAUAGAGAUGAUACACCGUCUCAUCUAGUUGACUUGGUGAGAACAUGGAACGUUGCAGAAGUUUCUUUGCAAGCAGUUGCCUGUUUCAACUCGUCUCACUGUGAAUCUUUGGUCUGAACUGGGCUUUAUAAAAAGCACAAGAGCUUAAGCAUAAGGAAUGAAUUAAACAGUGUUUUGUCUGCUAUCGUUAGCAUUUCCAGAUAAACAACAACACUGGAAUUUAUGCUGCGUUCGACUGUACUCGGAACUCGGAUAAAUCUGACCUCCGAAUCUGAAAAGUGCAAUAGAACGGCCCUUGAGCUCAGGACUCCGACUCGGGAAUUCGGGCAGGAUCCAAGCAGCCCGAGACGGUUGGAAUGAUGUCAUAGCAAAAUGGCGUUGCACACCGUGAGAGGUAAACAGAGUCACUUUCUCCUCAACUUUUACUGUUAUGUGUCGUCUAAUUUAGCAUUUGUGUUACUAAAAGUGUAGAAUUACUUUGUAGUGGCAUUUCCAUUCCCACUCUGUUAAUUUGUGAUUUAAAAAGCUCUGUGCGCGUAUGUAGUAGUAUUUCCCAUUCUGUACCCGUCUUUAAAAUAGACUUUCUGAUGGAUGGUUGUGACAGCAGCAAAGCAUACCUGUAAGGCAACAGAAAGUAAGACGUUUAUUUAUUUAUUUAGGCUAUUUAUUUUACAACCUAGAUGUUUAGGCAAGGGGGAAGUUAUGGAAAAGGGAAUAUAGUUCUGCGCGUACAAUGCAGCAAGACAGGCCAGUUGACACCUGCAUGGCUCGGUUUUACUUGUUGAUGCCCGUAUAAGGUCAAUGACGCAUGGAGGAUUCCCCUCGCUGGUGCGUUCAGGACUGUGUGUUGCAGAAGAGCGUAAGUUAUUUAAGUCAUACUUACAGCAUAUGAUUUUUCUGUUUCUCCCACAAGUAGCUAAUAUACUUCCCCAGCAGUAAUUUUUGAUGCUCGAAAAGCAUCCAAACAAACAUCCCCUUACUGUGGCCGGCCAUGUUUUCCGAGCUUGCGCAAUGAAACGCAUUUACCUUGGAAGUCGGAAUUUCCGACCCGGAUCUUUCAGAGUUCCGAGUGCAAUCGAACGCAGCAUUAAGGUCAUGUUGCCAGGUGUGUCCUGCUCUGUGCUGUUCUUUAGUAGUAGGACUAACUAGCUAACUUGCAACACAAUAAUAAUGUUCCUUUCUACAUGGAUCAUCAGCUCAAGAGAAUGCUGAUUUUGUCCCUUGGACCUGUUAGAUUUAGUCCCAGUCUGGUAGCCAGGCCCCCAGCUGCUCCACUCAGAGUUCGCGCUUCUCACACUCAUCCCUUGUGUGUAAAAGGAGAGGGAACGACACAUUGAUUUGUCGGGCAAUGCGCUCCCAAGUCUACCUCUUCCCUUGUGCUGUGAUCCCGGGACCGAAUUUCCCUCUUAAGACUCCUUUGUUCUCCUCCACGAGCUGUGCCAACAGCAGGCACUGCUCUUCUGUCCAAUUUGGCUUUCUCGUUCUUUUUUUCUCCAUUUCGUUCGUUGUUUUGGUCAUUCUGCCAAAUCAAACCGCUUUUUACAAGGAGGCCAGCAAUCACAGUAAUUGCUGACAGCUGAGUCUGCGUCCACCAUUAAUAUCAAAUAGAUUAAGUGGUAAAAUUACCAGCAUGGCGAGUAAACAUAACAAGCAAAUCAAUAUAAUAAUUGGCAUGUGAAUGAGGUACGUUCAAACAUUUUGAAGCUGUGUAACAAUUAAUUUAAUUUUGCUGAGUUUCAUCAUCAUGACAUAAAAUUAUUUUCACGAUUACACAUUUCUUAAUACAGUCUAAGUUCUAUGAUUGGUUGAUUUCACUGUCCAUUCAUUACUAGGAGCGCAUUUGUUUUUGUUUUGUUUUUUCUUUUUUCCUUUUUGUAACAACCAAUCACAGCUUUUAGAAGACUGCGUCAUACCUAGCAACGGGGUCAACCACACCUUCUCACUAAGAUAAAAGUUUCUGUCCCCUCCUUGCUCAGAGUUGCUCUCAAAAACUUCCUGAAUCACUCUUAAGCUAAGAUUCCUUGCUAGGAAUUUUUAGGCUAAGUUAGGAGCUCUCUGAGAGGACUCUGAGAAUCUUUGUGAUUCUGUUCCUGGACAGCCCACUCUCGCUAGUAGUUUACCAUCAAUGCAAACCAUGUCAUCCCAGCAGCCGCAAUCUGUGUACUCACAUAUCCAAACCCCCAAUGUUAUGGAUUUGUUCAUAGCCUCUGCUUAUGGGAUACCAAGGCCUUCACUUCCCGUGUUUAAGACUGGUUGAGAGAGUGAAUUUGCCCUUCUGAAAAUGGCUCUGGAUAACCUCCUUGACAACCACCCACAUCUUACUGAACAGUAUAAAUAUCAGAUCCUCUUGCAACAUCUGCAGCACCCAGGAGCCAACAAAUUAGCCAGAUCCAGCAUGCAUGAUGCAAGACCAUAUUCCACAGCUCUCCUAGCACUUCAAGAGAAAUAUGGUCAGCCAAGACUGCUAGUUCAGAGCGAAAUUGGAGCAAUAUUGAACUCCCCCUUUAUUCGCAUAGGUGAUGUGGAGGCCUUUGAUGAUUUGUCCCUUUCUGUUCAUGCUCUGGUGGGAAUGUUGCUGUCCCUAGAGGGCCCUAAUGGGUCUGAAUUAAGAUGUGCCUCUCAUGUUGACAGACUCCUCAGUAAACUCCCUGUCCAGUACAGAGAUGGUUUUGUUGAGCACUGUAUUAAUCGUGGUAUUCUGACCGGGCAGGCAAACCAAACCUAUUCCCUCCUUGACCUUUCAACAUGGCUACAGUCAAAGUCAAGAGCCAAACGCAUAUCAGAGAGAGCUGUUGAGCUCCACAAGCAGGAAAGACCACGAACAGAAAAGGAACACCAGCCCUCCAGACAAGCCUCCUCUGUCUACCUGUCAACAUCUGAGAUGGAUGGCACACCAAGAGUUUAUAUCAAAGACAAGGUAAAUGUAAAUAAGUCCAAGCCUUACUGUCCCCACUGUAAUGUCAAAGACCACUUCCUUGGUUCAUGCACAGAAUUCAAAAAACUCUCCAAAGCUGACAUUGUAAAAUGGAUCAAGAAGGACAGAUGUCUUAAAUGUGGGAGAACACACAAAAUGGACAAAUGCAUCCUAAAGCGGCCAUGCAACAUCUGUAAGGAGGUUCACCUGACCGUUCUCCAUGAUGUAAGUGCAAUCAAAUCAGCCACAGUGAUGUUGACAUCCUCUCCCUCAGACCUCAUCUACAUGGACAAACCUAACCGCUCCUGUAAAAUCAUGCUGAAAGUUGUUAAUGUGUAUCUCCACAAUGGGGAAAAGACCCUUGCAAUUCAUGCAGUCCUCUGAUGGUGCAGAUAGAUCUAUCCUGCUCCCUCAAGCUGUCCAGUGUUUAGGUCUCACAACUCAGCCUGAAACCAUCUCACUACGUACAGUGAGACAGGAUGUAGUACAACUGCAUGGAGCAUCUGUAUCCUUUGCAAUCUCCCCUAUCAACCAGCCAACUGAAAAGCAUGUUAUCCAUGGAGCAUUCACUGCAGAGAACCUUGGACUGUCAGAGCACACAUACCCCAUGAAGCAGCUACAAGAGCAGUAUCAUCAUCUCAGAGGUAUCCCAUUACAGUCUAUUGAUCAUGCAUGCCCCCUUGUCCUCAUUGGCUCAGACUAUGCCCAUCUUAUUACAGCCACAGAGCCAAUAUGAUCCUCUGGGCUAUCUGACCCCUUUUACAAUCCGUGCAAAGAUUCUGGUACAGGAUUUAUGGAAGCAGGAGAGAGGAUGGGAUAACCUCAUCAAAACAAAUAGCUUGCUGGAGAAAUGGCAAGCAUGGGAACUGGAACUGAAGGAUCUUCCUGAUAUUCACUUUCCCCGCUGCUAUCUGCCCCCCUGUACCAACGCAGCCGCUUCAGAAUCCCAUAUGCAUGUAUUCUGUGAUGCCUCUGAUCGUGUGUAUGGUGCUGUUGCCUACCUUCAGACUAAAGAUCAGCAUGACCACACCCAUGUCAGUUUCACCAUGGCCAGAUCUCGUAUAGCUCCUAAACGCCAACUAUCUAUCCCUCGCCUGGAACUAUGUGCAGCCCUUUCCGGUGCCCAGCUGGCUAACCUCCCCAGUUCCGAACUCACCAUUCCACUACAGUCAGUGAAUCUCUGGACAGAUUCCACAACAGUCCUGUCAUGGCUGACAUCUGACUCCUGUCGUUAUAAGGUGUUUGUCGGCACAAGAAUAGCGGAGAUCCAGACUCUGACUGACACAUCGAACUGGAGAUAUGUUGACUCGAAGAAUAAUCCAGCUGACUACCUGACACAGGGCAAAACACUCCUAGAACUUUCCCAGCAACACAGAUGGAGUCAAGGCCCUCCAUUCCUUUUGCUGAAUAUCGACUGCUGGCCAGCCCAUCCUUGUGGGGUAGCUGAAUCAGAGCCUGUUGAGGAACUCAGGAAGUCCAUGUUCUGUGGUGCAGUGAUGUCAGAUGACAUUAACAACCCUGACGAUCUGAACAAGUACAGCAGUUGGGAUGAUCUGAUGAAGGAAACGAAGAAUAUGCUACAAGGGGCGGUAGAUCACGACCCAAACAUAGCUCAAAGCUAUAUACAGUCAGAGAAGCAUCUUCUGCAAAGGGCCCAAUUAGAGUGCUUUCCUGAUGAAGUCAAUGCUCUCAAAACUGGUAAAACCAUAUCAAAAGGUAGCAAACUACUCCCUCUGUCUCCUGAAUAUGACACUGAUCUUGGCCUCAUCAGAGUAGGUGGUCGACUUCGAAGAGUGGAGACCCCUGACCAUGACAACAUCCAUCCAAUUAUAUUGGAUCCAAAACAUCACAUAACCAAACUCAUCAUAAAACAUUAUGAUGAGAAACUACUUCACCCAGGCCCUGAGCGUGUCCUGGGAGAGAUUAGACGCAGGUACUGGAUCCUGCGUGGUCGCCAAGCUAUUCGUCAGCAUCAACGCCAUUGUCAGGACUGUCAGAGAUGGAGAGCCAACCCAAUCAUUCCCAAAAUGGCAGACCUUCCUCCAGCCCAUCUUAGACUUUUCAAGCCCCCCUUCUGGUCGACAGGCAUGAACUGCUUUGGCCCUUUCACUGUGAAAAUCGGCCGUCGCACAGAGAAGUGAUGGGGCAUACUCUUCAAAUGCUUAACAACAUGCUGCAUACAUCUUGAGUUGCUUGAUAGCAUGGAUGCAGAUACAUUUCUAAUGGCAUUCAGAAGAUUUGUCUCACGCAGAGGGAAACCCUUUGAAUUCCAAACCUCUCGGAUACAUCUCCUCUGACCUUGCUGAUCCAGACCCAGUAACACUAAAUAUGUUGCUGAUGGGGCAGCCCGACUCCUCUCUUCCUCAGGCGAUCUACUGUGCAAGUGAACUCCUCGGCAGACGAAGAUGGCGUCACAGUCAGAUCUUGGCUGAUCAUUUUUGGACAGCCUUCAUUCGCUAUUACCUUCCAAACCUUCAAACCAGGCAAAAAUGGGAGACCGACAAGAAAAACUUGGAUUCAGGUCAGGUUCUACUGAUAGUUGACCCCCAGUAUCCUCGAGCAUCAUGGCCUAUCGGAAGGAUAACUGAAACCUGCCCUGGAAACGAUGGAAAGGUUCGCAGUGCUAAGAUCAUUAUCCAAGGCCGAGAAUACCUACGCCCUGUUUCCAGAUUGAUCCCACUGCCUGAAAUCACUGAUGAAGCCAGAUGAAAUGUAUUUGCUACACAAAUCCGGGGGCGGCUGUCAGAAAGUGCCGGUUCAUGUUCCCUCCUCUCCACUAGGAGGAGGCACCCAAUGGUGGCUCAGGGUAUCAGUGGUACCUCCCACUCUAUAAAUAGAGGCCUGAAGAUCACUUCCUCCUCUUUGUCUCCAAGCACUCACACCUUGACUGAGUGUUUGUCAGGUGUUUGCCGGUGUUUGCCAUGUGUCUUUUGGUUUGACCUCCAAUAACCAUGGUAAUCAUCCUGCAACAUCACAGAACCAACAUUCACCCUGUGAUUUAAAAUAAAUUGGAUGAUUGAUUGAUUGCAAUCCUGUUUCCUGGUGGUUGUGUGGCUCCAGUCAGAACUUCCAUUCACUACAGUCACUAAGAGCUACUUUUAGUCUUAGGAUUCUUUGUGAAUACGGGCCCAGAUGUUCAGCUGUUGAUUCAAGAUGUUUUAGUGAUAACAGAGUAUCAUAUGCAUAGUAACUGGAUGUCAUGAUUUGGAAAUAAGUGAGCCAGGAGCAGCAUAUAGACAGAAAAAAUGAAGGAAGAUGGACCUAAGGAGGUAAAGUGAUCAUCCCUAGCAGGUUUUGAAUGUGUUUUCUUUCUUCUAAUGUUUUCUUAACUGUGAUAAAACAGAAAUUUACAGUUAUUUUGUAAUGUAUCA